Messenger RNA from Eriocheir sinensis (Chinese mitten crab), 5229 nucleotides. RefSeq names its product mitogen-activated protein kinase 1-like (gene rl). NCBI's taxonomy places the organism in Eukaryota, Metazoa, Arthropoda, Malacostraca, Decapoda, Varunidae. The transcript is spliced from 9 exons. The record is from RefSeq and is a predicted model, not a curated record. Gene Ontology annotation, cellular component: nucleus; cytoplasm. Gene Ontology annotation, molecular function: ATP binding; MAP kinase activity. Gene Ontology annotation, biological process: intracellular signal transduction; protein phosphorylation. The coding region runs from base 278 to 1375 and encodes 365 amino acids.
UGGUGAAGACGCCGUGUGCAGGGAAGACCCAAGAACAAAGGGGCGCCAGUACUACGAGAUGAAGCGGCCGGAUGUGGGGUUCGGGGGGCUGACCAUCUGACACACCUGACACCUGCGCCAUCACCCCACAGCGUACGGCGAGACGAGGAGAGAGGCGGCCCUUGAUCACCAUAUUUUCCCCCAGGAGUUAUCGUGCAUCUGACUACACGGGCGGCAGGCAGGGUGACGCAGCGGCCAGUUGAUAAGAGGACGCGGCGGCGGCGAGGAGGCGUGCGUCAUGUCGGAGGAACAACCCACGGACGGGGAGACUGUGAGGUGCCAGUACUUCGAGGUGGGGCCGCGCUACUUCAGCCUGUCGUACAUUGGUGAAGGCGCCUAUGGCAUGGUGGUGUCUGCCAAUGACAGAGUUACAAAAACAAAGGUGGCAAUAAAAAAGAUAUCCCCAUUUGAGCACCAGACAUAUUGCCAGAGAACCCUUCGAGAGAUCAAAAUUCUAACCAGAUUUAAGCACGAAAAUGUAAUAGAUAUCAGAGACAUAAUACGAGCUCAAAAUAUAGAGGCCAUGAAGGAUGUCUACAUUGUACAGUGUCUAAUGGAAACUGAUUUGUACAAACUUCUCAAAUCUCAAAAAUUGAGUAAUGACCACAUAUGCUACUUCUUGUACCAAAUUCUACGAGGUCUGAAAUACAUCCAUUCAGCCAAUGUCCUCCACCGAGACUUGAAGCCAUCAAACCUCCUCCUGAACACAACUUGUGAUUUGAAGAUAUGUGAUUUUGGCUUGGCGCGAGUUGCAGAUCCAGAACACGAUCACACAGGGUUCCUGACUGAAUAUGUUGCAACUCGCUGGUAUCGGGCUCCAGAAAUCAUGCUCAAUUCAAAGGGCUACACAAAAUCCAUUGACAUUUGGUCUGUGGGCUGCAUCCUUGCUGAGAUGUUGUCCAAUCGCCCCUUGUUCCCUGGGAAGCACUACUUGGACCAACUGAACCACAUCUUGGGCAUCUUGGGUUCACCUUGUCAAGAGGACCUUGACUGUAUUAUCAAUGAGAAGGCCAGAAGUUAUUUACAGUCUCUUCCAUACAAGCCAAAAGUUCCAUGGACAAAGCUGUAUUCUAAUGCUGAUGCCAAAGCUCUGGACCUGUUAGACAAAAUGCUGACUUUCAACCCACACAAGCGCAUCACAGUUGAGGAAGCUCUUGCUCACCCAUACCUUGAGCAGUAUUAUGAUCCUGCUGAUGAGCCUGUUGCUGAAGAGCCUUUCAAAUUUGAAAUGGAGCUGGAUGAUCUUCCAAAAGAAAAACUUAAGGAACUAAUCUUUGAGGAAACUGUUUUAUUUAAGCAGCGCCUUGCUACUGAAACACCUAUGCAGCAAAACUGAAAAUGCUGUUUGAACUUUUUAUUGAAGAGUGGAACAUAAAAUGAACAGGCAUUUUGUAGCUGACAACUCUCAAGUAGGAAAACUACCUAUUUGCCAAAGGUUCAGGCAACAUCAAGAUGAUGCAUAAAGGUGGUGACUGGUUACUCAGUCCAUGAAAACCCUUUAUGCCCUGCUACUCACAGCAAGCAUGUUGUGCACCUGAACUGUGGCAAGAUCCUGUUUGGAGAAAAUUGGACAAGUGCCUCACCUUUUUUGGUCAUUUGGGCAAUAUAUGAAGAUAAUUUGUGUUUUAUCUGUGGAAAAUUGGCCUGCAAACUGUGUUGGAAAUGGCUGUCUGAGAAAAUGCAUAUAUGCAACAUUUUGUGUUAUAGCCAAAAGUGUCAAAGCUAGAUAAAAACAACAACCAUAUAUUGAUUCUUACUCUAGUUACUGGUUUCAAUCUUAGAAGUUAACCUCAAUGUUUUCAUGUGGCUGUCUGACUUCAUUAUAUGAAGUUGAGGUGUUAAGAGUCUUUAAAAUAGAAGAAAAGUUUUCUUCAUAAAUUUAUAUCAUCUCCAGGAGCACUUGUAGUAUUUGUUCUUAGUAAUGUAUUUGUGCUCCUCUUGAACUGCCAGUAAUUGCUACUAAGACGUGUUUGUUGUGAAAUUUUGAUUAGGAUGUUGUUUAUCUGCUGUUGGAAUGUCGUAGUUAAUUGCUUUUGAAUUAUUGAUGUUCAAUUGCUUCUAAAGCACUAUGCUGAUGUUAUGUGACAGGAAACUGUUGUCUAGUGUUGCUGACUGAAUAAUCUAACAGGAACUGAAUACUGAACUCAGCAUCUUUUCACAUGGAUAUUAAUUAGUUUUCAUGUAUUUUUGAAGUAUACAUUGUCUGCUUGAUUUUUAUACUAUAUUAGGGCAAAACAUUUUUGCAUUCCAAAUAUCUAUUCAUUCAAGAAUCCUUUUCAGAGGGUAUGGAUUUCAAAUAGAUAUAGAAUUCCAAGUUAUGAAGUAUGGCUCCACUUUUUUGCUACUUUGUUAAUCAAGACAGUGUGUUCUAUGGGAAGUCAUUGUCAUCUGUGCAGUCAUUGUUGCACAUCUUACUUUAGUAACUACCAAGUUCUUGAUUGUGUUCACUCAAGCAUGAUCUGUGGAGUUACUUUAUAUACUCAUCUAAGUUGUGAAUCCCAAAAAAGUAAAUGAAAAGGCUGCACCAGCAGGGAAUUCAGGUGCAGUCCAUCCUCAAUUUUUCAUGAUGUUAUGCUUUUCUUGUUCAUAUGAGAGGGGCCAUUGCAUUUAAUAUUUUAGUAAUAUCACCUUUUGUAAGUAGUGGUAAUGAUGCCCGAAAGAAGUACCUCAAGUUCAGAACCUGAAGCAAAAUUAUGACAAUCUUGUAGCUGAUAAAGACAGUAAAUCCCCCUUUAUUAAGCUUCAAUUUUCUUCGGUGCUUACUGUGUUGACAUUUUAAGUGUAAUGAUGGUGGUACAGAAUGACUCAGCCAUUGCAGAUAAGCUGUGUAAUUCUGUGAAACUAAAAUGUGGAUAGCUUGUAUUUCGUGUUGUCAUUACUGAAGUAAAACACAACAAUUGGAAAAGUCUGUAUCUAAACUUAUGGUAUGUGAAUAUUGGGAUUUAUAUCACAGUUACUGGGAUUUGACCAUGGAGAAGGAAUGUGUUCAGGCCCAUGUGCAACCUUAGUCAUUUUAAUAUUAGGUGAAAGAAUUUACAUUAAAAUAUAAAAUUCUAUUGUAUGGUUGCAGUUCACAAGGGCUGUGCAUGGAAGAGGCUGAGUGCAGGAUAGAGAAAACUAUUGAAAUAAUCUUCACUGGUAAUGAGAUCAAAACUUACAGGAAUUAAGCAUAUCAUGCCUCAAAACCUCUGUAAGUGAUACAAGGGAACAAAUUGAAAAUUAUCACAGUGUUGUAUGUAGACAGGAAGUGUUAAAGACUGAUCAUGCAUUUAUAUGUUAUAGUACUGUCAGGAUAUUAUUCCUUCCAAUGUCGUGUUUGUAUUUUAAAUGAGCUCGUGAAUUAGUGGUGAUUGUAACUGGAUCCAGGUCUGUCUUUUGAAAGGAAAUGUGGUAAUAUUCAGUCAUCCAAGGUUUAGUUUGCUUCCUUUGAAAUUAAAUCCAUUGAAACUUGAACUUAUCUGAAGGGAUAUCAUGACCAUGCAAAUAAUUUUUAGUAGCAAAAGGUAGCCUAAAUUAAUUAUAUUGGAAAAGUUUUGAUUUGUUAAUUGACAUAAACAGUUGCCUCAUUUAGAGCAUAAUAUAUUAUCUUCUACAGUAAUUAUUUUUUUUUCUUUUCUUGGAUAAUGCAUUGUUAAGAUGAAUACUGGGAUAUUUAGUCAUACUGACAUCUAGGUAUAACAUUUUUAUCUUGUACACUUUCUUACUCAGAUCAUAUAUUCAUUCAUGAAGAACAGUCAUCCGUGAUAGCCAAGUCUUUGCCAAAGGGAAACGGAAGGGUUGCAAGUACUAUAAUUGUUUUUGUUAUUCAUGUCAUUCGUGUGAUGAGGUGAGGUAUAUUUAAGACCAAACCACCACUCGGAUAAGGCUUUCAGAUCAUGCCUUGUCUACACCAAUCAUAGGAAGUAUUUGUAUGAUUAAUCAUGAGUUAUUUUAUGCAAUUAGUGUGAAAGGUCAGUGAGUGGAUAUGUCAGUGUCAGGCAAUUACUGGCACCUGGUGCGUGAGUGUACUUCAUGCUUAUCGUGCACCAAUAUAUCAAUGUAUAUCAUUCCCCAUGUCAACAUCAGUGUUAGUAUGAUAUCUGUUUUGCAGGAAGUCAGAAUACAAGAAACAUGUUAUUUGAGAAAUCUAUAACAGAUUUUUUUCUACAACAAUGCAGUGUUGAUGUACAAACCUGUCUGACUUCAAGUGAAACAACAAUAUUACAUGUGAAAAGUGUUUACUUAAAGUGUGGAAAUAUGCAGUGCUAGUGGACAAUGGUGAUAUUAAAAUUUGACCUCAUGCUGCUUACAGAUGCAGGCAAACUUUUCAUAUUUCUUUGAUAUAUGUUUCUUUUUCAGUCCCAUGAUAUAUAAAAGUAACUAUUGACCAUUGUAUUACCUCAGUUUCCAUUACAUAUCCUCUGCAAACACUGCAUCCUGCACAAAUUUCAGUUUUAGUAACCUGCGGCCAGGUACAAAGUGUUUGGAGGAGCAUGUGACCUCAUGGGACAGUAAGAGAGGGAAGUGUGGAGUGUGAUUGAAGGAGGACCGUGGUAUUAGCUGUCUGCAUUUGAUGUCAGGAACUAGACAGCCCAAUCAUGAUGUUGCUAUUAACAUUGCCUUUACAGUACUUCCUCUGCCAAGGAAAAGCCCUAGUGUUUUUAAUUAUGGACAAAGUAGGUGGUUUGAUUGAUGGCCAUGACUGGGAUUAUACAAAUGCUGUGAGGCAGCUGGGACCUGUUGUCUGUGUCUCUUCCCUCCCACUCUACCACUCCUGCUCUCACAUGGAGAUGAGUAAUCAACUGUAGUGUGUUCUGAGAUGGUGGUUAAAUCAUAAAUAAAUUACUGGCGUCAACUAAUGUAAACACUCAUUCUCUUUUGACCAUGUUCCUUGCAUAUGGGAAAGUACUAGCCUUUACUUCUCUUAAAUUUCUGCCAGUCAUUUUCUGAGAUCAGGUCAAGUAAUAUGCCGAGCAAAGAUUGUGUUAUGUAAGUAUGAGCUGUUCAUUAUGUUACUUGUAUGUAAAUAUCAAACUGCUUUUUUUCUGCCUUUUUGUAUGGAUGAGAUGAGAUGGAUGAGAUUGGUAGUCCAUGAUGAUUUUGAGCCAAAAACUAAAAGAUAUAUUUGAAAACAAUAUGAAUAAGAUGUAUUUAAAUGUAGAUGGUAUGGAGUCAAGUUCACAGAGAUAAAAGAUAUUAUUGAAGAAAAAG